CGCUAGGCGGACCGCGUGCUGCUUUCUGGGUGUUCCUGUUGUCUCCUUUAGCAACGGGCUGUUGCGAUUGGAUUUCUAGUGGAAAUGUGUCACCGGCCGAUCAUGGUGCGUCUUCCUUCGCAGUGAUCGACGCUAGCGCCAAGUACCCGACGGGGCUGUUCCAGGGCACGUGGUCCGACCUGGGCGCCUUCGACGAGUGCAUCGAGACCGUGGCCCUCGACCGGAACGGCGGCGAAAUGGCGCGCGGCCAGUACUGCAACGUCUACGUGAAGAUGGCCAACGACACCUCAUUCUUCGACGAGAUGCUGCCUAACUUCAUCAUGGCCCACGAGCGGUCUCCGGUUCUGCUGCGUGCGCAAGAGGACAAGCGAGUGCUGGGAAUGCGCCUGGGUCUUUGCACCAUCGCCGACUGCACCAGAGACGAUCUUCAAGCCCUCGCCGACACACUCACUCAAGGAGCAGCCAAGGUUACUGUGAGCGACUGCACGACGAACGAGCCGAAAGAAGUCACCCAGAUCCAGCUGGCGUUUAUCUGCUUUCUGGGACUUGUGAUAUUCUUCACAAUUGUGAGCACCAUCAUUGACGUCUGUUGCUCCCGGAGAGGAGAGAAGCCAGCACCACGAAGUGAGUUUUGGGUGAUGUGUUUAAAUGGCAACCGUAUUGCAGCACGGAUAACAUUAUUUCAAGAUUUGUCUCAAUUUAUUGCUUGCAUCGUGACAUCAGUUUGCGGCUUGAUACUUUGGAUCAUUGCUUUUUCAGCGUCUAGCAACAAAAAAUAUUGAAACUAAAAACUAACAUAAAGCAUCGAAAAAGCUUGAUUUAUAUGUUGAUAUGCCUAUAUAGUGCAGAAAAUCAUGAAAAUACAUGUUUGAAAUAUCUUACAGGGUCGCGGCACUCUGUAAGGAGGGCAUAGAGCGUUCGGGCCGCUGCUAACAUUCGUUUCGGCAAGGCUGACUCCGAGAAAAAAAAAAGUUAGGAGAGGCGCGCUCAAGAAUGUUACUGGAAGUUCGCCACUUGUCAACGCACUUCCUGCUGUAUGAGACGACACUACAAAAAAAAAAAAAAGA
Molecule: messenger RNA, 1067 nt
Organism: Dermacentor andersoni
Lineage: Eukaryota; Metazoa; Arthropoda; Arachnida; Ixodida; Ixodidae
Source: RefSeq, a predicted model, not a curated record